AUGGAGCAGGACGAAUUGCUGACAGCUACAGAGGAGUCGGCCCUCCUCUCCGUGCCACCUCCCGGCACAGACCGAGGCAGCUGGCCCCUACGAAGGGGUCGCAUAUCUGCAUUCCGACAGCACGUGCAACAAUGGCGGACGUUCUACUCCUGCCUGCUGCUUCUCUUCCUAGUCGACGCCCCCAUGUUCAUGGGUGAAGGCCCGAGGAUCCGGAUGCUCGAGAUGGGUCUCUGUCGAGAGUACUAUCAGACCAGGGACCCGGGCGUCAUCGGGCCCGGCGGGAGUGUACCGGAGCGCCUGUGCAAGCUAAGAGACAUUCAGAGCCCGCUCGCCCGCCUGCGGGGGUUCCUCGGCCUCCUCGAGGGCCUGCCGGGCCUGUUGUUUGCGGUGCCGUACGGCAUACUCGCCGAUGCCAGCGGGCGGAGGCUGGUCGCCGGUGCGUGUCUGGUUGGCUUCAUCCUAAGGGACGCCUGGACAUUUGUUGUGCUCUACUUCCACGAAGUGUUCCCUUUACAGGCCGUCUACGCUGCUCCGGCUUUUGUGCUACUCGGAGGUGGGACGACGCUCUUCGGGCCGAUGAUAAUGGCGAUUGUGGCUGCUACUGUCCCAGAGGUGUUCAGGUCAGCCGUCCGCGAUAAAGAGAUCGGCUAUGAAAUCUACGAAACUGAUGCUCUUGUUCGCAGGACCCAAGCUUUCUUCUACGUCCACGUUGUGAUCCUCAUCUCUGAGAUGGUCGCGCCGGCAAUAGGUGUACUACUCCUGGAUGCGAUCGGGCCGCAUCUGACUUUCCUCGUCGGCAUACCAGUGAAAGCACUUGGCUUCAUUGCCCUGAUCUUUAUUAGAGAAAAGCCCAAAGAAGGAGACGACAGCCAUCAUGAUUCACGAGGAGAAGAAGCUGAACCAGAGAUACAGGGCAAGAUACGGCAGCCCCUGGCUAAUCUGAUGCGUUACAUUCGUGACGACAUAGGUUCGAUCCUCACCAACCGGCUUGUAUUCAUCGGCCUCCUCGUCCUCCCAGUCCAGAAGCUCAGUCGACCGAUGUUGGAGCUCAUUCUGCAGUACAUGUCAUUCAAAUUCGGGUGGCCACUCAGCAGGACCAGCUACUUAAUAUCAAUACAAGCCGCCACGCAAAUAGUGCUGUUCCUGGUCCUUCUCCCCAGUGCAAACCGUUUUCUCCUGGCGAGGAGCUGGCAAGCCUCUGCAGCCAGUCUGGAACUCUCUAGGGUAUCUGUGCUGUUUUUGGGAUCUGGGUGCCUAGGCAUGGCAUUUGCGCCGACUGCUCCCUUAUUCAUUACAUUCAUGAUUAUCAAUGUGUUUGGAGCCGGAUACGCCUCAGCAAUGCGAUCGUUUCUGACAUCCCUCGUCCCCGAGAGGCACAUCGCUCUGUUAUACACGACCAUGGCGCUCUUUGAAGGCACUGCGGUAUUAGCUGCCGCGCCGCUGCUUGGGCUGACAUUCUCUGCCGGAGUGGAACUGGGCGGUAAUGCGGUGGGGCUUCCAUUUUUCGUCUCGGCGGGUGUUUAUGGAUUGGGCGCAAUAGGAGUAUGGUUCAAACCACGAAACCCGUGCAGAAGUAUGAGUGUUUACUGGAUUCAACAAAAUGCCGAGGUUCUUGACACUUUAGAAGGGAACGAAGAUGUUAAGGUUGUCAUAUUUUCCAGUGGGAAUCCCGACUACUUCGUUGCUCAUUAUGACCUCAGACCAACUGGUCCAGAAGCCCCUUCAGUCAAAGAUCAGCAGGAGAAGCUAUUCAACAACAUACUCUUCAAAAUUUCCAAGUCCCCUAUAAUUUUCAUUGCCGAGAUAGCCGGUAUCGCCCGAGGAAUUGGUAGCGAGUUCAUUCUUCACUGUGACAUGCGAUUUGCAGCUAAACACAAGACCAAACUCGGACAACCAGAAGUGACGGUAGGGAUUGCGCCUGGAGCUGGCGGAAUCGACUAUUUGGUUCGGCUUCUUGGGCGGGCUCGCGCUCUUCAGUAUAUGGUCACUGGAGAAGAUGUUGACGCAGAUACGGCUGAGAGACUUGGCUGGAUCAAUCAGGCAUUGGAGCCUGUUGAGUUGUCGAAGCACGUCGAUCGCAUUGCGGCCAAAGUUGCCACCUUCUCUUCUCAGGCAUUGGCUGGUAUAAAGGACCGUGUGAAUGCACGUUCGCGCCCUGAUGAUGCUGAUAUAUUGAAAGACGCUCAAUUAUUAGCAGAACUGAUGGAACAAUACCAACAAAGAGCUUCACAGAGACUUUGA
Molecule: messenger RNA, 2241 nt
Organism: Diaporthe amygdali
Lineage: Eukaryota; Fungi; Ascomycota; Sordariomycetes; Diaporthales; Diaporthaceae
Exons: 6
Coding region: 1-2241 (746 amino acids)
Biological process (GO): transmembrane transport
Cellular component (GO): membrane
Molecular function (GO): transmembrane transporter activity
Source: RefSeq, a predicted model, not a curated record